GCCGGCUGAAGCGACACACAAGACAGCGUCGCACGCAUCGGGCAGCGCCGGCCGCACAGGCGCCGCUUCGUUCUCUCUGUGGGCCUCGCCCUUGCGGAAUGCCAGCGCCUGCCUCGCGUGGCCGGCCAGGGCCACCAAGAAACCGAAAGGGGGGGAAAGGCCGCGGGGCCGGGCCAAUCGAUUGGACCGCGCGCAUGCCGGAGCACCCUGCAGGAACAGGAAAAGAAGGCAGCGCGCCCCGCCAUCCCCCCCAAGCCCCGCCUCGGGGCCCCUCGGGGGGGGCGCCCUGCCUGCGCCCCGCGGGCGGCGCGCGUAGUUAGUAAAUGACAGCAAAGCGCCGACGUCGCUUCACGCUUCCUUGCCCGGGGGGGUUCAUUCGUUUCGGGGCGAGUUACAGACUACAAUCGACAUCGCCCCCAAAGAAAGAGGCCCCCACGACCACCCUACGCGCGCUCCUUGACCCAACCAGCGCGGCCCUUGGUGGCAAGCUCGACAAACAACACGCGGCGGCCUGUAUUGGCCAGGUGCCUCGCGAGAUACUGCGCCACGCGGAGGCGACGGGGGCCGAAUGCGAUGCGGCGCAGACACGACCGAGGUUGUCGGACGAGGUGA
Molecule: messenger RNA, 612 nt
Organism: Amoebophrya sp. A120
Lineage: Eukaryota; Dinophyceae; Syndiniales; Amoebophryaceae
Source: the annotation of a GenBank genome assembly